AUGACUCCUCAAAUGGAAUAUGUCUCAAAGACUCAACACUACCUUAAAGUUAAAAAACCCCAAUUGGAACGUGAAAGAAGAGCUCGCAUCAACAAGAGCCUGGAUCAACUAAAACAUUUGGUAGCCGAAUUACAAGGCAGCGAUGCCAUAAUGCAAUUGGAUAAAGCUGAAAUGCUUGAAGCUGCCGUUGCCUUUAUGAAGAAAGAAGUAAAGAAGCCUAAAGCUGCUGCUCCUCUGGUACCCAUGGAACCUUUUUGUCAUGGUUUCAUGAAUGCUGUCAAUGAAGUUUCCCGUGUUAUGGCUACCAUUCCCCAUAUGAAUGUUGAAUUGGGCAAAUCUGUUAUGAUACAUUUGGGAAGUGAAUAUAAUCGUUUGACUUCGAGGACAACCCAGCAGGCACAAGUAGUAAGGGAAGAAGUCUACUCUUCAGCUCCUUUGUCACCAGCAUCCUCGGGUUAUCACAGUGAUGAUUGCGAUGAAAGCUCUAUGGCAUCACCACCACCAAAAGUUGCUACUGCCGUCUGGCGUCCUUGGUGA
Messenger RNA from Stomoxys calcitrans (stable fly), 537 nucleotides. RefSeq names its product enhancer of split m5 protein-like. Gene Ontology annotation, biological process: regulation of neurogenesis; anterior/posterior pattern specification; regulation of transcription by RNA polymerase II. The coding region runs from base 1 to 537 and encodes 178 amino acids. Gene Ontology annotation, cellular component: nucleus. The transcript has a single exon. The record is from RefSeq and is a predicted model, not a curated record. Lineage: Eukaryota; Metazoa; Arthropoda; Insecta; Diptera; Muscidae. Gene Ontology annotation, molecular function: RNA polymerase II cis-regulatory region sequence-specific DNA binding; protein dimerization activity; DNA-binding transcription factor activity, RNA polymerase II-specific.